Messenger RNA from Penicillium bovifimosum, 1185 nucleotides. RefSeq names its product putative cell division protein kinase (Ctk1). The transcript is spliced from 5 exons. The coding region runs from base 1 to 1185 and encodes 394 amino acids. NCBI's taxonomy places the organism in Eukaryota, Fungi, Ascomycota, Eurotiomycetes, Eurotiales, Aspergillaceae. Gene Ontology annotation, molecular function: ATP binding; cyclin-dependent protein serine/threonine kinase activity. Gene Ontology annotation, cellular component: nucleus; cytoplasm. Gene Ontology annotation, biological process: protein phosphorylation. The record is from RefSeq and is a predicted model, not a curated record.
AUGUCCUGGAAGGACGAUUUCGGAUUCACAGACCGCCUGCGAGUCAUACAGUCCCUUACAACAGCGUACCAGAAAACCUCCUCGACACCUACCAGCGCUUUUGCUGAUGCAAUGGUCAAGGCGAAGCAAAUCGAAACUCAAGCGUACAACCAGGCAACCACAAGAGAUGUCUAUGAUUUAAUCUGCCAGCAGGCAAUUGAUGAAGCUGAAGCAGCGGGGUCUGCUGAGCCAGUCCCUGGCAGCCUGGAGCACGCCGAGGAUGACUUCAAUGAGCCAGAGAACUCGAUCGGGGAAGUAAUUGGGCAAUAUGCAUCUUGCCACCGCCACUAUAGUGGUCUUCACUCUAUUAUUUACAGAUCAAAAUUGCCUGAUGGAACCAUCGGAGCAUUGAAAGUGACUAUUCCCCAUAUGAUGGCAGCUCCGCAUGAUGUCCACCGCGAGGUGCGGCUGCUGCGUGAAGCCUCUCAUGCGCACAUCAUUCCCCUGAUUGAGACAUUCAACCUGGUCGGUGGCAGGUUUGUCCUGGUGUUCCCUUUCGUACGUUAUGACUUCGACCGAUUGCUUCGGCAAGAGAUGGUCACUGCUGCUCAAACACGGUCAAUCCUGCGGGACAUGUUCCGGGCCCUUGCCCAUCUUCAUGGCCUAGGCAUACUCCACCGAGACAUUAAGCCUUCAAAUAUCCUCAUGGAAUCUCCCAAUGGGCCGGCUUACUUAGCCGACUUUGGAAUAUCGUGGAAAGAAGGCGAUGCGGGAUCUGAACCUCCCGAGCAGAAAAUAACGGACGUGGGCUCUACCUGUUACCGAGCCCCGGAGAUUCUCUUUGGAUUCAAAGGGUACGGAGAAGCGCUCGAUCUCUGGGCUGCCGGGUGUGUGGUGGCAGAAGCAAUUUCUGUCGGCCACCAUCAGCUUUUUGACUCGGGGCCCGUAGGCAGUGAUUUAUCGCUGAUUUUCUCUAUCUUCAAAACGAUGGGAACCCCCGAUGAACAGCGCUGGCCUGAAGUUCGGGUCUUACCAGACUGGGGGAAAGUAGAAUUCCACUCAUAUCCUCCUCGGACAUGGGAAGACAUACUACCGGGCGCAUCUUCGAACGGGCGCGACUUGGUCAGCCAGUUAGUGCGCUACGAGAGCAGUGAAAGACUCUCCGCGGCAGAGGCCCUCAAUCAUCCGUACUUCGCCGCGACUUGA